AUGAAGAAGCAUCCACACAUCCUCGCGUGCGUCCUACUCCUGCUGCCUCUGACACUGCUGGGUCUGAACCUGCAGGAGGACGACCUGGUCUUUGACGACGUCAGCGAGGACAAUGACAAUGACAAUGUGCCCGUUGGACCCGCCCUGAUAAAUCAUCGCACGAGUCGUGGUCGAUCUGAAUCGUCAUCAAGGAGACACGCCUCUCGGAUGGUCGAGAAAGCAUGGGGCAUGCCGGACGCUAUCGUCCCGAUUGGCCAUGUUUUCAAGAUGAAAAUACCGCGUCAGGCCUUUUCGGGGAAUGUGGAUUUUUACGAGGUUCGCGAAACUAUUGAUCGCGAUCGUUUCCCACGAUGGAUGUACUGGGACGACGCGGCGUUCACUCUUUUGGGUGUGCCAUCGAAAAAAGACAUGGGUAAUUAUCACUUAACUGUCACCGCAGUCGGUAAGCACGGUGACACCGCUAAGGAUCAAUUCGUCGUGCAGGUUGUGCCCGAGAAACAAGAGGAAAUCAAACAUAAGGACGGCAAGACGCAUUGCGACGAUGGGGAGGAACAGAUGAUACUCACGAUUUUGUUGGAUGCGCGACUGGAACAACUGUCGCCUACCGUCAGGGUGACCGCCAUCGAAAAUCUUGCCGGAUUUCUGGCAAUGCAUACGAGUGCAUUCUCGAUGCAUUCACAAAGUGUUAAAGACGCUAUGGCACUAGAUUCUUCCGUUAUCCUUACCGGACCUGGAAACGUUAGGCAUCAUAAAUAUAAAGAGAAUCAUCUAACUACUAUCCAAUGGCAGGUUGGUUGUGAUGGUCACUUAUGGAAACAUCAAACGCAGUUGAUGAAACAAUUGCGGAAGCAAGCAAAGGACGGUACUUUAGCGGAAGUUCUGCAGUUGCCCGUGCUAUUAUGGCGCGUGAGAACGGACUCGAGUCUCUUCUUGAGAAACAGACGAGAGGCCGGCUCCGGCGAUUACGGCAACUCAGAUGAUUACGGUUACGAUGACGAUUACGAUGGUGAUUACGACGAGGAUGAUGAAGACGGCGAAACUGACAACGAAGACACGCCGACUGAACACCCGCACAGGCAUCAUCAUGGCGAAGAGACGAUCGAUUGGAAGCACGAAAACUUUGAUGAGGAAGAUAUAGUACCAAGAAUGAGACAAAGCGAACUGGAGAAUGGAACUACUACGACAACAACCACUGAACUUACAUCAUCACCAUCAACUACAACUGCAACCAUCUCCACCACCACGCCGACAACUACAACCACCACCCAAGUCGCAACGACCGUAACUACUACUCCUAGUAGCACCAUAACGACUACUACCACAUCAGCCGAUGUAACAGCAACAGCUAGAAUCUCGACCGCUAUAGCUCCAUCAGAGUCUCCGAGAUCGGAGGUCACGGAUGAGGAAUCGUCGGCGGAGAAAACGAAACACGUGGAUAUCUUGGAAUCCUUGGAAUCCUUGGAAUCGGUUACCGUUUUACCAACUGCUCCUGCGGACACCACCACGACUCCUCUUUCCAUAACUACCCUAUUGUCUUAUAGCACAUCGGCCACCCAAACUAGCGUCUCCGACAGAAUUGAAACGGAAGUCAUCGAUGUUAUUAGUAACGUUACGAUGGAAGAGCCGGAGCAAACUACGAUUUCGAUGAGAGAACCGACCAUUAUACCGUCGACAUCGAUUGACGUUAGCGUCAUCAAUACUUCACCUGCAAUUGUGACGAAUGUUAGUAUCGCCUCUACUAGUCCUACGAUUCUCGUAACGAAUGCCACAACUACAAGCGCGAUACCAUCAACAUCGGAGCUUCAGACGACGUUGAGCACGACACCGUCCACUACCACCACCACUACAACUACCACUACUGCGGCUCCUACAACCACCACGACAACGACAACUACAACGGUUCGAGUUACCACGGAAGGAAUUGAGUACGGUCAAGCUAAUUUUCCGCCGAGACGUGAUAGGAUAUUAAAGAAGAUACCGGUAACCGCCGGCAAACCAUUGAGUUACGUCAUACCGGCUAACACCUUCAACGAUUUGGAGGAUGGCGACACGAGGAAGUUGAAAUUGAGCUUGUACUGGCAAGGAGUAUCGCUCAAACCAACCCAUUGGCUCCAGUUCAAUCAACAUACGCAGGAAGUUUACGGACUGCCUCUUGAAAACGAUAUAUCAACGUGGAACUAUGAACUGGUUGCCACAGACAGCGAAGGUGCUAAUGUCUCCGACAAUCUCGACAUUCAUGUUCAACAGCACAAACUGAGUCGUAGCGUCAAUCACGAAUUCAACAUUUACUUGAGAAUUGAUAAACGUAACGAAUUCCCGACAGACGUUGACUGGGAACUUAAGGUGAUUCGAAGCUUGGCUAAACUUUACGGAGACAGCGACAUACAACACAUCACGGUUCGUCGCAUUAAUAUUGAUCGUGAACAAGUCAUUUUCACGUGGACUAACGAUAGUCUUCCAAGGAGCAGCGAAUGUCCACGAGAACAUAUAAAUAGAUUAUUACGCGUGCUCGUCGACAGUAACGAAGAUCCGUCAUCUUCUCUAAUAGCAGUUCUCGCUCCGGAAAUCAGGGUCAAGCGUGUCGUGUUUAAAGGUAUUGGGCAAUGUGAGGAUAUGAAUCCGCCCAUUGUACCAAAAGUUUCUACCGAAAAGCCAAAGGAGAAUCGUCCACCGGUGCCGAGAAAUCAAGUUGAUCACGUUAAUGCGACAGUUGGGCAAUUGCUUGUGUUUAAAGUGCCAGAAGAUACAUUCUUUGAUGUUGAGGACGGUUCGUCGCGAAAUAUGAAGAUGUCACUUUUGACAGUUGAUCGAAUAUCUAUUCCACCUCACGAGUGGCUGCAAUUUGAUAGCAAAAAUCAAGAAUUUUACGGCGUGCCAAUGCGUACCGACGAGGGUCGCAAACAAUAUCAGUUGGUUGUCAUCGACAAAGAAGGUUUAAGCGCUACAGAUGGAUUGAUUGUUGUCGUUCAUCCAGCACCAUCCAUGUCACAUACGGUGGAGUUUUCUAUGACGCUGGAUAUUCCUUACGAUUCUUUCGCGCACUCCGCGCUCCAGAAACGCAAUUUUAUUGAAAAAUUGCGAGAUCUUUAUGGAGACAAAGACACGAGUGCUAUUUCACUGCACAAUAUCUCGAAUGGUAGUACCGUCAUCACGUGGCAUAAUAGAACUCUACCUACAUCAUAUUGCGCCCACGAGGAGGUCAACAGGCUACGUUCUGUGCUCGUGAAAAGUGACAAUGAUCGUCGUUCUGUGACGGACGAAGUGUUGGACGUGAUGGGUUCCAAAUUCCCCGUGAAACAGAUCACAGUGAUCCCAAUGGGAAUCUGCCUCGGCGAAUUAACUGAUAUUCAUUCGCCGGAUAGUCACGUUCCACCAGUAGACGACUCCACGUCCGUUGGUGCGUUCCAUGACGAUUAUCUUCUAACCUUUGUCCUCCCGGCGGUUAUCAUCGCCGCUAUGCUCAUCUUAGCGGGCAUCAUCGCGUGCGUAUUAUAUAGACGAAGACGCAGCGGAAAAAUGAGCGUUAGUGAGCAAGAUGACGAGCGACAGAGUUUUAGAAGCAAAGGAAUUCCUGUGAUUUUCCAGGACGAAUUGGACGAAAAGCCGGAUCCUGGCAAUAAAUCACCUGUCAUUCUGAAGGAAGAAAAACCGCCUCUCCCACCGCCUGAAUAUCAGAAAACCGAAGAUGGGGCCGAUGUGCCGAUGCUAUCGAAGGAAAACUCCGAAGAACCGUACCAACCACCGCCACCGUUCGCGACAAAUCGCGAAACCAAUCGGCAAAAUCGCAAGCCUACCCCGACGUACAGAAAACCGCCCCCUUACGUGCCUCCCUAACAAAAUACGGUACACUCGCCUACGCGCAAAUAUAUGCUAGCAAUGCUCGGAGACUCACCGAUACAUAAACAAAACCAAAUCAAUUAUAAAAAGCAAUUUCAAAUCGGCGACGAUGACAAUGACGAUCGUGGGGCUCUGAACGUUUAUAGCGACGUUUGAAAGAGAGCCCUUCCAUUCACCAGGUAUGACAAUAUACUACUAUUUGCUGGAUGUGAAUGGAAGAUUCUCCCGCGAGAACUUUCUAUACAAACCUACAUGUUUUUACUUAUUUUAUAUACGUAUGUACAACCAACGGCACGUCUCACCAUCGAUUUAUCGGUAAUGCGUUCGAAAAAAAACUCGUCAGACGCAAUGUACGAUUAACGUACGAUUGACACACUUUCUCUCUCGAUUGUCUAUAUUUCACGCGGAAGAAAAAGAAAAGAUUUUCUAGGAAGUGUGUAUGGGAAUACAAAUCACGUGUUGCCUUUCGUAAAGAAUUCAAUUGUAGAGAAGGAUCCACUGCUCCAAACUCGAUAUUUAGUUUAGAUCAUUGUAGGACCGAGACAGCGCGAUAGGGUAAAUGUACUUUAUUCAAUUCUAUAGCAUUCGAAACAGCAACGAUACUCAUAAAUGUUUCAAUAAUCAGUGCCAUUUAUUAAGCAAUAAGGGUAUCCGAGACACGUAACAACAUGUAUGUAUAAUUGCUACAAUCCUACGGAUUUAUUGUAAUUACUACUUAUAGAGAGAGUCUCCAGGUAUCAAGAACGAUUGACUUAACGAAAUACUUUGUAUUAUGCACUUACAUACAUGUAUAACACUGCCAGAAUGACAAAUGUACGAUAAAUCGCCAAGUGAGUUGGUUUACAGAUAUAUAUAUCUAUAUCUAUAUAGAUGUAGAUAUAUAUUCUAAUUUUUCUUUCCUAAAACCCUCUAUUUAAGAUAGUUUGUGAAGAUAUAAAACGAAACGGAAGUAAAUGUCAUUCUCGGGUGAACUAGCUUAUUUGGCGAUCCCUAAUAUUUAAGGAAGAAAUAUCGAAGAUAACUGAAAUGUUUUUGAGACAUAAUUUAAAGGAACGAUACAUGCAAUGCCAUUGCAAAGUGACAGCAAAUGCUUCCAUUGGCGCGGUAGGCCAUGCAGAUAACUUAUCUAAGGUAAGACAAAAAACUAAUGAUAAUAUAUAUACAAUAUAAAUAUAUAUAAAUAUGUAUAUUACUAUAGCUAUUUGCCGUUCGAUAGACGACAGUCUGCAGUUAUUUAGAACAGUGUAAUUUAAAUACUGCCAGACCAAUCAAGUUAUUAGCAUUUACAUUUCACUAUGAGAAGAAACGCCUUUCUGUUUUACGCACAAUUUGACGCUUUGUAGCUUUUAUAAUUCAAUAACUGCAAUAAAUUUUUUAUUUUUUUGCAUUAUUUACAGGCGCGUAUGAGUUAGCAUCGAAGAGUUAACUCAGGACAAAAAAUGUUGAUGCGCACGUACAUAAAGAUGAGACUAUUUAAUUUAGAUUUUAUAUAGUUACCAAGCCAAAAAAAUAAUUAAUAUUUAGAAAGAGAGAAAGAAAGAAAGAGAGAGAAGAGGAUAAGGCAAUAAGGGCGCAUUUGUAAUUGUGAGAAAACGUGGCUCGCACUCUUUAAGGCGCAUUUUUUUAUAAUGGUUUUUGUAAUUUUUUAACUACUGUGUUACAAAACACACAUACUAUAUCAUCGUUUGUAUAUCCGGUGCGGCAAAAGAGUGCGGGGUAUAAGUAUGUAUGUAUGUUGUUUCUUCAAUACUUCGAUAGUUUCCUGAUAUUUUUGAGAGGAAAUACGAGAAAAAAACGAAAUACGAAAAAAAAGAUCCGUGUGCGUUCUAAAUUUGAAGGUUCCAUUUGUCGAUUGCAUUUGUCAAUGGACGAUGAAUGGAUCGACGAAUUUACGAGCGCGCCUAAUAUACUGUUGGAAUGCUGAAGAUUAUACGUAUGUAAGAUGAUAAGAGAAUGUUUCGUAUGCAAGCUAUAAGAAUUAUGAUAUAAUACUAUUAAUUCAUGUCUUUGUAACGUAGAGGAUUUAAGUAUAUGACAACUCAGACAAGGGGAGUUCAUGAAGUAUGACUAAGAUUCUUUUUAUCUUUUGCGAGCAAAUAUAUCAAAAUUUGGAUCAAAUUUCUCUGUAAUUUCGAGAGAAGCGCGCUUUCUCGUUUAGCUGCGGCUUAACUGUUUUAUGCUUGCAAAAAACGAAAAGAAUUGAUGAAUUGCGUGUCAUGAACUCUACUUGUAAAUACUUUUCAUCAUUCAUCAUAUCUUGUUUAUCGCAGAAUUUUAUUUAAAAAAAUUGUCGCUUGUACGCGAUUGCUUUAUUGUGCUUGAUAUCAUGAAUUAAUAGAUAUAAGUAUGUUUUCUUAUUAUUAUUAUUAUUUUUAUAAUGUACGAAUAAAGAUCUUGUGUGUUAAAUUUGAUUAAGAGUUAAAUGUAAUCUAUGCUUAUUAUCAGGUAAGGUGUGAUUAUUUUAUAAUUGUGAUAUUUCUUUGUGCGUGGUUCUCGUUGGGAGAAUAAAUAUAAAUUCAUGCGCGAGUAUUGUAAUGCGGAUCCAACGGAUAAUAUUGUCUACAAUGUCAAUUUUUAUUAAAUCAAAAUUUGCACUUACUAUUAACACGCUGGACUUGUAUAUUUAUUGUCUCAGGCGAGAUCUCAACAAAGUAAUAGUACAUUAAAAUGAAGGAAAAGUAACGCUAUUCUCUACGGUAAUAUAAAAUAUUCGAAGAUUAAUGGACUAGAGUGGAUUUAUAAUAAUCAUUUAACACCAAGAGAAGCUAUUGCGUUUAUGAUGCAAUUUUGCGUCAUAAACGGUUGCAAAGAGCUUUAUAUUCCGUUUGUGGUCUGCGGUAAACAAGCACAACUCAUAUCAUGCUUUUAAUCAUAUCACUGCUCCCACGCGUAUCCUUUAAGCACUGCAAUUGCAUUACUGUGAAAAUGAUGAUAAUGUGUACAAGAGGCACGUACGAUAUUUAUAAGAUAGAAGACAACGUAAAAGGGGACACUUUGAAAAGAAUGCAUUUCACAAAGAGCGUAUUUGCUAACAGUGACUUUCUGGCCUGUAUGAAAAUGGAUCGAAAGUAUUUUAUAAUUGUGUAAAAAGAGAGGGUGGCAUAAAUUGUGAAGUUAAGAGUGACCGUAACUUUCGUAUUCGGCCGCUUUCUGAGAAAUCGGGCUAACGGCAGGCACAAAGUAAAAGUUCCAUUAGAGAAGAAUAAGGAAAAAGAGGGAAAAGUGCUAUCUCACAUUGCUCAUACGAACAUGUUGCACGCAUAGUCAUAUAUUUAUAUGUUAUAUUUAUAUGCAUGUAUAUACAACAUGUUUAUGGGCAAAGAUAGUUCUUAGGUACAUAUACACCUAAAAGUAGCAGAUUGACUGGAAUUUUCAGAUUAUUUUUAUUCGCUAUAUGAGCACUUCGAUAUAUACCGAGUAAAGCGCUUACGUUGAUGUAUUCGUGAAACGGAAACGCGAAGCAUCUUUUGUGUGACGUGCUUCUGCGUUAAAUAACGAAGCUGUCGACAUUUAUUUUUUAAGUUUGCAUUAAAUAACAUCUCGAAAGAGAGAGAAAGAAAACCCGCGAGAAAAGGGCAUCAAGCAUGCGUCUGAAGUCGCAUGGUAACUUCGAGACCAUAACGCUCGUCGAUGUGAAUAAAUGGGAAAAAAAGUAUCGAAUUAAUAAUAUACAUAUGCAGAUAUCUCUCUGAGAUAAGUACUACAUGCUAAACACGUGUAAAGUUAAGAGUCAAUAAAACCAUUUUAGGAUA
Linepithema humile (Argentine ant) is the source of this 7589-nucleotide messenger RNA. The record is from RefSeq and is a predicted model, not a curated record. NCBI's taxonomy places the organism in Eukaryota, Metazoa, Arthropoda, Insecta, Hymenoptera, Formicidae.